AUGCCGGACAUCGAAGCAUGCCGCACGGUUGACAUGAUGCAUUCGAGCGCCCAUGUAUAUAAGAGCAACACUUCAUGCACUGCAGUACAGACCUCCGUCAAAACUGCGCUAGCCGAAUCUCUCGCACAUGGCGAGUUUGCCGACGUCCGGCUCUUCGUCUUCUCGCGUCGCCUGCGCUCCGGUAAGGUGUGCGCACCGAGAGCGUUGUAUGCCAACAGCGCCAUACUGAAGGCUGCCUCACCGUUCUUCGCUGGAAUGCUCGCUGGCGGAUUUUCAGAGAGCGACAUCGCAGGAAUCGACACUGGAUUCCCGGCCAAUCAGCGGUCUGUCAUAGAUGCCGAUCCAUUCGCAGAAGAAGACAGCGAUUACGAAGAGGGGGAGGAUGAUGAAUACAGAAAGGAUAAUUCUACAAUCGCCCGUGAUGCGUGCGAUGAAGUAGAAUCGUCUGGAUUGACUUUGAACUCAACUCAUGUACCACAGGAUACCCCUGCUUCUCUUGUCUCCCCGGCUGUCAUCAAGCAAUCAGGAGGCCAACCGCUUCGUACAAUUAUCAUUAAGGAUACAGCACUCGCAACCUUGCAAUGGCUCGUCUAUUACCUGUACACGGGCGAGAUAGCAUUCUCGCCCCUCCACUCGCAAGGAGCUGAGUGCUGGGCUGUCGAACGCGAGAGGUACCAAAUCGAGCAUCCGAAGUGCCCGCCGCCGUGCUCGCCCAAGUCCAUGUAUCGUCUGGCUGAUAUGCUUGGAAUGGAUGGGUUGAAACUUCUCGCGAUAGAGGAUGUGCGAUCAAAGCUAUCCGCAGAGAACAUCCUGGACGAGCUCUUCUCGCCGUUCUCAUCGUGGUAUCCCGAGAUCCUGCAGGCCGAGGUGAAAUUUUUCUCGUCGAACCGCAUGGAUCUAAAGAUCAUCCCGAAAAUGCGGAAGAAGCUUGCGGCUAUCGCUAUUCAGCCUGUGCCGCAUGCCGCAGUUGCUCUGGCGUCUCUCUUUGAGGCUUGCAUAUCCGAGCCCGAGGGUGCCGCCAAGACAGUGACAUCAUCCGUAGCAGACAUGGACAAGGAUCGAGUUGCUCCUGCGGAGAGCGCACCUAUAGUUAUCAGGAGACUCCCUCGAAAAUAUUAG
Sparassis crispa is the source of this 1119-nucleotide messenger RNA. RefSeq lists its product with no specific name. Lineage: Eukaryota; Fungi; Basidiomycota; Agaricomycetes; Polyporales; Sparassidaceae. The coding region runs from base 1 to 1119 and encodes 372 amino acids. The record is from RefSeq and is a predicted model, not a curated record. The transcript is spliced from 7 exons. Gene Ontology annotation, cellular component: cytoplasm. Gene Ontology annotation, biological process: regulation of proteolysis; proteasome-mediated ubiquitin-dependent protein catabolic process. Gene Ontology annotation, molecular function: ubiquitin protein ligase binding.